UCCUACAGAUUGUUUAUGAUAAUGAGUGUCUGCGGGGGUGUUAAUUGCUUUACGACACACCCUACAAUAGGUAUGCUUUAUGUUUAAAAGUAGGGUCAGUUACGCAGAAGUCUCUAAGAUCGCGGCCGUGUAUCAGAGCGCUGUGUAAUUUUAGGCGAAUCGUCGAUUCUCGUUUUAACUCACCGCUAAAGCUUUAUAUUUUAUUUUUGAGAAUACUUCAAAGAGGAGAUGGCUGUCUGUCGUAACAGUGAUGAUGAUAUUGUGUCUAUCCCGGACAUCGUAGACGAAAUCAGGUUUCUGAACAAGGCAAGCGGGUCGAACACAGAAGUCCCGCGAGUCAGGUUUGAAAACCCCGUGCUGGGCUUGUCAAAUCUUGUAGACAAGAUCGCUGCACCCGAGUUCAAAAAUAGUGCUGCGGUUUCCACUGAACGCGGUAUACCAACGAGCUCUGGAAAAGCCAAGCGUAAAACAGUCGCUCAGGUCCACAGCGCGGGUGUCGCAACGUCUAAACGUAAACGAUCAAGAUCUCCCCCACGAUCGACAGACGAGUCAGCUGUGAAUGAACCGAGCACUAUAGACUCUUGUUUGAACUGGAAUCAGGAGCUGUUAGAUUCGUGGGACGCAUGUGUAUUUACCCCGGUUCCCGGAGACGAUCUGCCUUCAAACCAAGAAGCAUUUGGUCGCGAUGCUACUGAUGUUAUAGACAAUAACAGAGACUCGGCGGAGGUGAUACGAACCGGGUUCAAGGCCAUCGAGGACCGUAUUGGUGGUUUUGAAAAGACUUUUGCCAGCGUCACCGAGCGUCUGGACAUUAUAGAGAAGAAUCAGCGUCUUUAUAAUCAAAGUCUUGUGGAAACUUUACAAAAACAUACCAUCACACAUAAAGAAAUCAUAGCAAACCAGAGGCGUCUUAUUGGGGACAUUCGUCGCGUUGAUCACAAUCAACACCUGACGGCGGAAUUGUUAAAACAGUUUGUACAGUUAGUUAAAAACAAGAAACUCGGGUGA
Messenger RNA from Ictalurus furcatus (blue catfish), 1008 nucleotides. RefSeq lists its product as uncharacterized. Lineage: Eukaryota; Metazoa; Chordata; Actinopteri; Siluriformes; Ictaluridae. The transcript is spliced from 5 exons. Bases 229 to 1008 code for a protein of 259 amino acids. The record is from RefSeq and is a predicted model, not a curated record.